Messenger RNA from Linum trigynum, 1070 nucleotides. NCBI's taxonomy places the organism in Eukaryota, Viridiplantae, Streptophyta, Magnoliopsida, Malpighiales, Linaceae. The record is from the annotation of a GenBank genome assembly.
ACUAAUCUUCAAAUGAAAGAGUCCAAAAUGAUGUAAGUUAACAACGCUGUUGAUAUGUACUCACUAACUAAAGGAGCCUAAAAGAGAAGAUGGAUGAGGAAACAACCUUGAAUUCGAAACUUUCUCUCCACAACACAAUUCCACCAAAUGCUUGCUUGGUUGUCUCUACGCGCUAGACUAUUGCAAUUUGCAAACCCCUCUCUUGUCAACUUAAAGUAAGUAAAACAGGUAAAGUGGUUAGCGACCAUGCCAAAUUCAGCUAAGGAAAAUGGCAACUAGCUAGACUAAAUAUAUAGGUGAAGCAGCUCAACCACCACUUCCUAAACACCGCCAACUGCCACGGCCACCAAAACGCAGCCAUCUUUCCCCCCUCAUAUGUAAGAACCCAAAUCCCAUCCUUCCAUUCCCAUCAUCUCCAUUGACGCACAAAAAGAAAACAAACAGAAUGGCAGCAGCAGCAGCGCGGAGUAGUGGGCAGAGGGAAGGUGCAGAGUUGGUGUACGGAGCAGAGGAAUGCUACCGCCACUCGGUCGAGCUUCUCCAGGAGCUAGGGUUCCCCAAGGGAGUCCUCCCGCUCAAGGACCUGGUCGAGUGCGGCCGGGUCAGGGAGACAGGGUUCGUGUGGAUGAAGCUCAAGGCCCCUUACGACCACUUCUUCGAGGCCACCAACACACGUGUCAGCUACGCGGCGGAGGUGACGGCUUACGUGGAGAAGCUGAGGAUGAAGAAGAUGAGCGGGAUCAAGAGCAAGCAAAUGUUCCUCUGGGUCCCCAUCUCGGAGAUGAGCAUGGAGGAUGCUUCCAGCAAGAAGAUCACAUUCAAGACUCCCAUGGGGAUCGGCAAGUCUUUCCCCGUUUCGGCUUUUCUUACCGAUGAUGAAGAUGACGACGUGGCCGCGGUGGAGCAGAAAUCGGAGGAAACAAUCCAUCUGGAAGGCUGAAGAUUGUUUUGAUUAGCAGAUUUGUUGUUUGUUCUAGCUUUGGUUUCGGAUUGCAUCAUUUUUCAGACGCUUUUGCUCUGUUUUUCUCUGUUUUGUUCUGUUUUGUGAGCAAUAAUUCGGACCUGAUCUC